This is a messenger RNA of Cucumis melo (muskmelon), 876 nucleotides long. RefSeq lists its product as uncharacterized. The coding region runs from base 168 to 461 and encodes 97 amino acids. NCBI's taxonomy places the organism in Eukaryota, Viridiplantae, Streptophyta, Magnoliopsida, Cucurbitales, Cucurbitaceae. The transcript is spliced from 4 exons. The record is from RefSeq and is a predicted model, not a curated record.
UUUAAAAUGUACAAAAGUAAUUUCUCAACGAGAAGGUAAAGAAGGGAAGGGAACUCCACUCUCUCCUUCGUACGUCUCCUCUGAAUUCAAACCUCAAAUUCUGUAACCGGCGGCGGGGCGCCGGCGAACACUUGUGGUUAUCGCCUCGAGCAAUUGGAAAUUAGCAGAUGGCACUUAGACGAUUGUUAGGCUUUUCAGAUGGCGAGAUCAUGAGAUCAGAUGCUAAGCCUUGUUCACAGUUGAUGAAACAGACUGCUGGGUUAUGUUCUGUUGAAGGAGCACUUGGAUUCUGGGUUCUUUGUAGAUUACAUUAUGGUCCAAGAAUUACAGUACCUAGGAGUCUUCGUUGGGCAGCUUGUGGAGCAGCAUCAAUGAGUGCAACCUCGGCUUUGCUUGUCCGAUUGUUUAGUCCAGAAUGUGAACCCCAGAAUAUAGCUGCUUAUGACAGAGGAAAGUUGUAAGCAGUGAAGGUUUCACUAAAUGAUAGGAGCUUAAAUGGAACAAACCGAACUACAUAGAUGAAAAGGAACGAAGUAAAGUAGAGAUUGAAAGACCUAAUAAUUAGGAAGCUAUUUAUACAUGAGUAAGAUGUCACUGAAAUAUCUCAUUAGUCGAGUGGAGAAAGAGAGGAAGAUGAUAUGGAAACCAUAUAUUAUAUAUUGCUUUUUAGGGGCAGUUCUGGAAUUAUCUUUAAAGCAACUUCAAUUCCAUUUGUCGAUUAGACAUUUUUUUUGUAAUGUUCUAAACAAUAUAUCUCUCUUUCCAACCCAUACAUUAGUUGGGCACAUAUCAAAUAUUCCUUUUAUUUAUGCAAAUAUGAACCAUGGACACACCCUCUCAACUAUUAUAGUGAAGUUGUUCAUUGGCUUUCAUUAA